This is a messenger RNA of Pipistrellus kuhlii (Kuhl's pipistrelle), 3004 nucleotides long. RefSeq names its product reticulon 3 (gene RTN3). The record is from RefSeq and is a predicted model, not a curated record. NCBI's taxonomy places the organism in Eukaryota, Metazoa, Chordata, Mammalia, Chiroptera, Vespertilionidae. Gene Ontology annotation, biological process: neuron differentiation; brain development; endoplasmic reticulum tubular network formation. The transcript has 8 exons. The coding region runs from base 151 to 1032 and encodes 293 amino acids. Gene Ontology annotation, cellular component: postsynaptic density; neuron projection.
CGGCCGAGUCAGUCAGUCUGUCGGAGUCUGUCCUCGGAGCCGGAGGCGCGAGAGGAUUCCGCAGAGCCCCCCCUGUCCUAUUAUCUUCUUGCCCCCUCCCUCUCCUCCGCCCCACGUCUCACUUCACCCCUCUCUCGCCCUCGCGCAGCCAUGGCGGACCUGUCGGCGGCCACUCAGUCCCCGUCCGUCUCCUCGACGUCCUCCGGGGCCGAGCCCUCCGCGCCCGGCGGGGCCGGCGGCCCGGGAGCCUGCCCCGCCCUGGGGACGAAGAGCUGCGGCUCCUCCUGUGCGGAAUAUUCUCAGCCGCAGGGAUCGCACUAUGUCCUAGAACACAUCGAUGUCAAGACUGGAUCUGACCUUGGGGUUUCUGAAAAGCCCCCUGUUAUAGAUGUUAUUUCCAGCCUUAACAAGACUGAACUGGUAAACGAGCAUGUCCUAGCAAGACUUCUGACAGACUUCUCAGUGCACGAUCUGAUUUUCUGGCGAGACGUGAAGAAGACGGGGUUUGUCUUCGGCACCACGCUGAUCGUGCUGCUCUCCCUGGCCGCUUUCAGCGUCAUCAGUGUGGUUUCUUACCUCAUCCUGGCUCUUCUCUCUGUCACCAUCAGCUUCAGGGUCUACAGGUCUGUCAUCCAGGCUGUGCAGAAGUCAGAAGAAGGACAUCCAUUCAAAUCCUACCUGGAUGUAGACAUCACUCUGUCCUCAGAAGCUUUCCAUAAUUACGUGAACGCUGCUAUGGUGCACGUCAACAGGGCCCUGAAGCUCAUCAUCCGUCUCUUUCUGGUGGAAGACCUGGUUGACUCCUUGAAGCUGGCUGUCUUCAUGUGGCUGAUGACCUAUGUGGGUGCCGUUUUCAAUGGAAUCACCCUCCUGAUCCUGGCUGACCUGCUCAUUUUCAGUGUUCCCAUUGUCUAUGAGAAGUACAAGACCCAGAUUGAUCACUACGUUGGCAUCGUGCGUGAUCAGACCAAGUCGAUUGUUGAGAAGAUCCAAGCAAAACUACCUGGAAUCGCAAAGAAAAAGGCAGAAUAAGUACAUGGAAACCAGAAAUGCCACAGUUACUAAAACACCAUUUAAUAGCUAUACUGUUGUUACUUGUACUAUGAAGGAAAGUGCUCAGUGUCAGCUUGAGCCUGCAUUCCAAGCUUUUUUUGGUUUUUGUUUUUGCAAUUUGGUGUUUCCCCCUCCUUUCCCUUUACCUGCAGAAUCAAGCACAAGAAUUAUUGGACUAAAAAAUGAACUGAUAUCUUAGAACAUAAAAAAAAAGAAUAAAGACAGAUUCAUUUGAAUAGGCAAAUCAAUGCCUUAAUGAUGGUGGAGCCUUAAUGGUGAUAUAGCUUGAAAGGGGAAAGAUGGGAGGGUAAAGGAGAAAAAUAUAAAACACCCCUCUUGGGUUCUAUUUAAUUUUCAGAGCUAUGUAAUUUUCUUACAUAGCUGCCCAUCAUAAUUUUUCCCUUAUUUUUAAGCUAAGAAAUGGUUAACUUGAGAAAUUAUCUGGGGAUAAGAGUGGGAUUCCUUCCCACGAGCUUGUGGGGGGUUUUGCAGCCCUUGACCCCCUCUUUACGCCCCACAAUGUGAGCAGCUACCCUUCAUAUUCCUCCUCCGCUUAUAGAUAAAACUUUCAGCUCUGAGUAACUUAUAGGUGAUGGUAACAAUUCCCGGUUACCAGAUGCCAUCUGGUAGCCGAAAACCGAACCAGCCGGUGGGAUUGGAGCGGGAGCCCGCACUGCCUGCCGCCGACAGGAAGGAGAGGCUCCGCCAUCGGAAGGUGGUGUGGGGUCCUUCGGGACACUAGUUCCAAGCUUUAGUCUGAGAGCUUAUUCCUGAAUGUGCUUUCCUCCCCCUUCCUACCCACCUCGCCUCAAGUUUAAUAAAUAUGGUUGUACUUUUCUUAUCCUGAAACAAAUGUCUGUAACUGCUGUAUACUGCUGUAAACUUGUUAGCGGAAAAAAUCUGCAUGUGGGCUCCUGGGUUGUUGAGUUGUUGUGAUCCUAUCUCAGUCCGUGGAGGGGAUGCCCAGAGGCACACUACGGAAACAGGCUUUCUCCUCAUCUUUCCCCAGCCUCCCCUUCACGGCUGCCUCUGGCCUGUGCUCAGCGCUGGGCCCUGAAGCCACAGCCCGCGGUGGGCGGAGGUGCUGUGUCCGGCAGAGACCACAGAUGAGCACAGGGAGGUGCACAGGCCGUGUUAACGGAGGCGGGCUUCUGGGUGUGCUGUGCCGAGGGCUCCUUUCUCUCCCAGGCACACAGGAUGUCCUAGCGCCUGUGUCUGGGCCAGGCUCCCCUUUGGAGAGUUUUCCAGGAAGCCAGGCCAGGCACGGCAGGGUUGGGUGUGUUGAUGGGCUCUGUGCAGUUAAAAGACACAGAGCAUCGGGCGAAGGGCAACGGGGGACCUUGGAUUCCCAUUUGAGAUUAAGCGUCCGCCUCCCCUUCCAACAUGGAAAUUCUGUAGAUUUGAAUGACACCUGUGAGUUCCUUCAGGUUGUAACUCAUGACAACCCAGAGGGAACCUGCCUGGUGACUUCAGCGUGAGGGCCACGAUGUGUGACGGCCCCAAAGCACUGCAUGUAGGCUGAGGUGGCGGAAGGAGAGCGGCUGCUUUUGGGGGCAAUUACUUAGGAGCUUAGAUGGUCACAGGCAUCCUUGCCUUACUGCAUUCUAUGUCUCAGCCCUUUGACACUUGAGCUGAUUUCCGGUCAUGGUGUAGAAUGUGCAUCCUCCGCCCCCCGCAGCCUCCCGGGAAGCCUGCACCGUGACCUCCGGGCCUCCCCUCCGGCCUGUCCACCCUGGGACCUGCGCCCGCUUCCUUUGGUAAUGCUGUGCUUAGCUACUUGGGCAGGUCUUGUGCCACACAGGAACUUUAUUUUAUUUUAAGAAAAGCCCAUAGAUGAAAAAUUCAUGAAACUGUGCGUGUGUGUGCGUGCAACAUAAAAUACAGUAGCACCUAAGGAGCUUGAAUCUUGGUUCCUGUGAAACUUUAAAUUGAUGUGGUAUUAAUAAAAAUU